Messenger RNA from Xenopus tropicalis (tropical clawed frog), 1800 nucleotides. It is a transcript of the gene katnal2, whose product is annotated as katanin p60 subunit A-like 2. The record is from RefSeq and is marked provisional. The transcript is spliced from 16 exons. NCBI's taxonomy places the organism in Eukaryota, Metazoa, Chordata, Amphibia, Anura, Pipidae. The coding region runs from base 12 to 1640 and encodes 542 amino acids. Gene Ontology annotation, biological process: microtubule severing. Gene Ontology annotation, cellular component: spindle pole; cytoskeleton; cytoplasm. Gene Ontology annotation, molecular function: ATP hydrolysis activity; microtubule binding; microtubule severing ATPase activity.
CUAACAGUGCAAUGGAACUCUCCUACCAGGCGCUCCGAGUUGCUUCCCAGAACCGAGAGGCGGAAGAAUUGCGCACAGAAGCCCGGAGGAAGAACCUUCUGAUCCUUAUCAUGCAUUACUUGCUGCAGGAGGGGUACAUGGAUUCUGCCAAUUCCCUGGAGCAGGAAACCAAAAUCAGCUUGAGGCGAUUCGAUGUCUGCGACAAUGUUGACCUUGAGACCAUCUUAAUGGAGUAUGAAAGCUAUUAUUAUAUCAAAUUUCAAAAAUACCCUAAAAUCACCAAGAAAGCGUUAGAUCAUGAUAGCCGAGUGCAGUCAAAACCUCGGAGUGCGGGAAAGCUGAGAAGAGCAGGCAGUAACUCUACACAAGGGCUUCCAAGGAUCGCCCAGCAGACAGUUCUUCAUAGGCCAGUCUCAGGCUCCUACUUUAGGACCCAUGCUCAUCAGAAGGCACUGAGCAGGGAAAAUUCAAAACAGGAGAAUGGAGGGAACAGCCCUCGAGAGGCCUCUGAAAUUGGGUUAAAUGUGUCGGCAAUCAGCAAGACAAGUGGAGAAGGAGGCCAGACACGGAGGCGGCAAGUCAUUGAUUUUCGCAGCAUGAUCCAAGACACAAUUAAGGGGGCAUCUCAGGAAAUAGCGCUGAAUAGUCUGAACUGCAAUCCAGACCCUUCAGAGCGUUUAAUUAAACCCGUGGGUGCAUUUAUUGGUGGAAACAGUGAGAUGAGGGAACUGGCAGCUGUGAUUAGCAGGGAUAUUUAUCUCCAGAACCCGAAUGUGAGAUGGGAUGAUAUUAUUGGUCUGGAUGCAGCCAAACGACUGGUGAAAGAAGCAGUGGUCUAUCCCAUAAGGUAUCCACAGCUGUUCACAGGGAUACUCUCUCCUUGGAAGGGAUUAUUAUUAUACGGACCACCAGGAACUGGAAAGACAUUGCUAGCCAAGGCAGUGGCCACAGAAUGCAACACAACCUUUUUUAACAUUUCAGCUUCUACAAUUGUCAGCAAGUGGAGAGGAGAUUCAGAGAAGCUAGUACGGGUGUUGUUUGAGCUUGCCAGAUACCAUGCUCCCUCUACUAUUUUCUUGGAUGAACUGGAGUCUGUGAUGAGCCAGCGAGGGACUGGGCCAGGGGGGGAACACGAGGGAAGUCGGAGGAUGAAAACAGAAUUAUUGGUGCAGAUGGACGGCUUGGCCCGAUCUGAUGAUCUUGUAUUUGUCCUGGCUGCUUCUAAUCUGCCGUGGGAGCUCGACUACGCUAUGCUGAGGCGCCUGGAGAAGAGGAUUCUGGUCGAUUUGCCCAGUAAGGAAGCUCGACAGGCAAUGAUCCAGCACUGGCUGCCUCCCGUUAGCAACAGCUCAGGAGUAGAACUAAGAACGGAUCUAGACUACAGCACCCUGGGGGCGGAGACCGACGGCUACUCCGGUUCGGACAUUAGGCUGGUUUGCAAAGAGGCAGCUAUGAGGCCAGUAAGGAAGAUCUUUGACGCACUUGAGAAUCACCACUCAGAGCACAAGAAUCUGCCAGUUAUCAGUCUGGACACGGUGACCACGAGCGACUUCUUAGAGGUUCUUGCCCACACCAAGCCCUCGGCCAAGAGCCUGGCAGAGAAAUACGCAGCAUGGCAGAAGGAAUUCGAGUCUGUGUAGCAGGACGUGCCCGCGGGUGGCAAAGCUGCCGCUGUAUCAGCACCAAACCCAACUGCCCUCUAACCACCUGAGCCGGGACUCACGCACCCAACCAAAGAGACUUUUUAUUUAUGGUUUAUUUAUUAUAGUGACAAAUAAACACUCAUUUGCUUCAAACAGG